GAGGGGGAGGGGGUAAAGGGGGAAGUUUGGUUCGGCUCGCCGCUGCAGUGCAGCUCUUGCUGCGGCUGCCACUUGUUAAUGAUUUUUACAAGUUUACGACAGUUUUUAGACUGAAUAAUGUCUCGCUUGACAAACAACAGAGCCCUCCUUCACCCGACUGUCGUCUCAUUUUCUGUUUUGGAAGUUCAGAUCACAUAGAAAUAAUGUUGACAUCCUCUAGCAGAAACAAAUUGCUUCUUGGGGUGAUAAAUAGACCUGUUCGAUUUUUUGUUAUGUGCCUCUGUGCUUGCCUUAUAAUCUGUUGCUUCAUAGCUCUUACUCCCUUAUCUUCAGAGGGCUGUCAAUGUGACAACACUCACGAAUCGUUGUCAGCCAAGUCAGUCACCAGAGGAUCAGGGCAGCGCCUCAACUCUUUUGGGAAAAGUUUUCAUAGACUUGCUGUCCUUGUGCCUUUCCGAGACCGAUUUGAGGAACUUCUGAGGUUUGUUCCCCACAUGAAUAAAUUUUUGUCUCGUCAGAACAUCAAUUUUAAGAUAUACAUCCUUAAUCAAGCAGAUAACUUUCGAUUUAAUAGAGCAUCACUUAUCAAUGUGGGAUUUCUGAAGUCUCAAGAAGACAGUGAUUACAUGGCUAUGCAUGAUGUUGAUCUGUUGCCUAUAAACCAAGAGCUAUCCUAUAGGUACCCAAGCAAGCCAGGCCCCUACCAUGUUGCGUCUCCAGAGCUGCAUCCACGCUAUCAUUAUGCUACGUUUGUCGGUGGCAUUUUAUUAAUUAAAAGGGAGGAAUUUUUAAAGGUGGAUGGUAUGAGCAACAAAUAUUGGGGUUGGGGUCUUGAAGAUGAUGAAUUUUAUGUGAGGCUAAAAGAAGCUGGUCUUAAUGUAUCAAGGCCUCUCAAUAUUUCUACUGGAACGGAAAACACAUUUUUGCAUGUUCAUGACCGUGUGAGACGCAAGAGGGACAUGACCAAAUGUUUCAAUCAAAAAGAGGUUACACGAAGAAGGGAUAGAGAAACAGGCUUGCACAAUGUGGAGUUUUCCAUAGAAAAUGAACAUGAAAUUAAUAUUGAUGGGGCAUCUGCAAUUAUUUUAAAUAUCAAGCUAAAAUGUAACAGACAGCUCACUCCAUGGUGCUUAUGUGAUUCAGAGAAACCUGUCUUAAAACAACCAUCAGCUGAGCCUGUGCCUGUUAAAAAAGGGAAAGACUCAGGCAAACUUGAUAGUGUUAUUGUGCCAAAUGUCAAAAAGACUGUGAAAAGUAUUAAUAAUAACAAUAAAAGGUCUAGGAAAUAGUGAAA
Molecule: messenger RNA, 1294 nt
Organism: Thrips palmi
Lineage: Eukaryota; Metazoa; Arthropoda; Insecta; Thysanoptera; Thripidae
Gene: beta4GalT7
Product: beta-1,4-galactosyltransferase 7
Exons: 5
Coding region: 204-1289 (361 amino acids)
Biological process (GO): proteoglycan biosynthetic process; carbohydrate metabolic process
Molecular function (GO): xylosylprotein 4-beta-galactosyltransferase activity
Source: RefSeq, a predicted model, not a curated record